Messenger RNA from Limanda limanda (common dab), 1560 nucleotides. It is a transcript of the gene spred3, whose product is annotated as sprouty related EVH1 domain containing 3. The transcript has 6 exons. Gene Ontology annotation, cellular component: membrane. Gene Ontology annotation, molecular function: protein kinase binding. The coding region runs from base 1 to 1560 and encodes 519 amino acids. NCBI's taxonomy places the organism in Eukaryota, Metazoa, Chordata, Actinopteri, Pleuronectiformes, Pleuronectidae. Gene Ontology annotation, biological process: multicellular organism development; negative regulation of MAPK cascade. The record is from RefSeq and is a predicted model, not a curated record.
AUGGAGGGCGAUGUGCGUGUUCGUGCAGUGGUGAUGACACGUGACGACUCCAGUGGCGGUUGGGUUCCCCUUGGAGGUGGCGGCCUCAGUCAUGUGGUCAUCUGUAAGGGGCGGACCCGCGACGACCGGGGGCGGCGAGAACACAUCAUCCGUGGCGAGCGUCUGCGAGACCGAGCACCGGUGUUGGAGUGUGCCGUGCAGAGGGGGCUGGUGUACAACAAGGUGAACCCCAUCUUCCAUCACUGGCGUGUGGAGGAGAGAAAGUUCGGCCUCACGUUCCAGAGUCCGGCCGACGCCAUCUCCUUCGAGAAGGGUCUGCAGGCCGUCAUCGACAAGCUGGACCGAGGCUCGGACUCGCCCUCCUCCUCCACGCCAGAAGAGGGCGACACCGAGGACGACGGCCAAGCUUCCCAUACAGGAAGUGAGUCGUCCUCCAACAGCAGAAAGGAGAUGCUUCCCAAGCCCGUUACCAUAGUGACCAGCGAGUCGUCGUCCAGCUGCUUCGUGAUGUCGGAGGAGUUCAGCUUCGCGUCCGGCCACGCCGGCACCACGCACACCCCCGCCCAGAUCCACUCCAGGCCGGGACAGCUCUCACAAAUGACGUCUGUGUUGAAUCCCCCUUCCCCCCCACCUCCACCUCCUGCUCCACCGAGUCCUCCUCUGGGUCCCGCCUCCUCCUCCCCCCUGUCCCCCCUCUCACCCACCAUCUCCCUGCUGGAGGAGGGGGACCUCCGCAGUGUGGACCCGUGCAAAGACCUGUGGGGUUCCAGAGGUUAUGGGGACUACCGCCGGGCCGGGGCCACCAGGACUAUGGUGGGGGGGCUGACCGGGGGGGUGGUGGUCAGCGCUGGAGGGAGCCUGCAGGACAAGUCGGAGCUGUGCGUGGUUCGCUUUGAGAAGGACCUCGCCGGCGUGGGCACGGCGGCGUGCGAGGUGAGCGUGUGCCUGGACAGCAAAGCGUCUCAGCGUCUGUCCUCGUCCUCCCCGACCUGUCUGUCCACGCCCAACGCCGUGUCCGGCGUGUCCUCAGGCGCCGGCUCGCCCCAGGAGACCUGCAAAGGCUCGCCCUCGCCGUGCUGCAUCCACGCCUCCCUGGCCACGCCCCGGUCGCGGACUCGUAAGCGAGGAGGAGGGGCCAGCGGCGGCGACCAGGGCGCCAUCUCCCCCGACGACGACAGCCCCUGUCCUCAGGGGGGGUCCUGCUCCUCCCGGUGUGUGUACUGCCGCUCGGUGUUCGUGGCGUCAGACAACGGGCGCGGCCGCUGCCGGGACGCGCCCGACCCGGCCGUGCACUGCCUGCGCCAGUGGACCUGCGUGUGGUGCGCAGAGAGUCUGCUCUACCACUGCAUGUCGGACUCGGAGGGGGAGUUCUGGGAUCCUUGCUCGUGUGAGGAGUCGAUGGGGGGGCACCCGCACCCCCUCUGCUGCGCCCGCUGGCUCGCCCUCCUGGCGCUGUCGCUCUGCGUGCCCUGCAUGUGCUGCUACCUGCCGCUGCGCGCCUGCCUGCGCUGCGGCGAGCGCUGCGGCUGCUGCGGCGGGAAGCACAAGGCGGUCCGAUGA